AUGAAAUCCAUUAGUAGGAAUAAAUGGGGCUACGGACCUGCUGCCAGCCGUACCCUAUAUACAGCGGCUAUUGAACCAAUUAUCUCCUAUGGUGCCGAAAUUUGGGGCUCUGCAGCUACUAGAGUCCACAUAAGAAGGAAACUGCUAUCCCUUCAAAGGCUUUUCUCCAUUAACAUUGCAAAAGCAUACAAAACUGCACCCACCGAUGCUCUACAGAUAAUAAACCGUACUCUCCCAAUUGACCUGAAGAUAAGGGAGAUGUAUAUCAGGCAUCAUCUCACCAAGCUUGCUGAGAACCAAUACACUAUGGACCAUUUCAACAGCAUCGCAGAUAAGGAGGAUUACCCGGAGGACCUCAAGAAAAUUGCUAACCUUAUUAAGGACAAUGACAUCGACAAAAGCAGAGCAUAUCUGCAUGUUCAUCCCUCCUUUGCCCCUGAGGUCAACAUCAACACUGGUACUUGUGUACAUCAUAACAUCAAUAUCUACACAGACGGUUCAAAGACUACUGAUUAUGUAGGUUGUGCUUUUGUGGUCUUCACUAAGGGGCGCUGUGUCUUUCAGCUUUGCAGGACCCUCGCUCAACAUUGCACAAAUAAUCAGGCGGAGUCGUGUCAACCUCAUCCUGUGUCUUAA
Messenger RNA from Centruroides sculpturatus (bark scorpion), 636 nucleotides. RefSeq lists its product as uncharacterized. The record is from RefSeq and is a predicted model, not a curated record. Bases 1 to 636 code for a protein of 211 amino acids. The transcript has a single exon. Lineage: Eukaryota; Metazoa; Arthropoda; Arachnida; Scorpiones; Buthidae.